Molecule: messenger RNA, 582 nt
Organism: Aplosporella prunicola CBS 121167
Lineage: Eukaryota; Fungi; Ascomycota; Dothideomycetes; Botryosphaeriales; Aplosporellaceae
Exons: 2
Coding region: 1-582 (193 amino acids)
Source: RefSeq, a predicted model, not a curated record
AUGCGCUUCUCUACCAUUUUCGCUGUCGCCUUCGCCGGCCUUGCUGCCGCCCAGACUUCCACUGGCUCUGCUAGUCCUCAGACGACCGUCCCCGCCAGCAGCGUUCCCGACGCCACUAGGGCCACUUGGUGCCGCACCCAGCAGCAGACCUGCCCCCAGCUGUGCGGUGGUGACAUGGUUUCCAACACCUGCAACUCGGAAACUCUUGAGUACAACUGCACUUGCAACAACGUUCCCAAGCUCAACGUUUCGGACUUUCAGCAGACGCUGCCUUCUCUCGAGUGCGAGUUCGCCAAGGCUCAGUGCGUCACCGACCACCCCGACGAUGCCGACGGCCAGAAGGUCUGCCAGUCCGUCACCUGUGGCAACAAGAAGGUCUCCUCUCAGGCCCAGGCGAGCAGCAGCAGUGCCGCCGCUUCGUCCACGACCUCGGGAUCCUCCAGCAGCUCCAACACGGCUUCUGCUUCUUCUGCCUCUGCUUCUGCCACGGAGAGCGGCAACGCUGCCGUCAACCUCGCCAUGAACUACGGCUCUAGCGCUCUGGUCGCUGGCGGCUUUGCGCUUUUCGGUUUUGCCCUGUAG